UAUAUGUACUACGUACGUUUACCUACAUUGAAAACAGACAAAGGGCUGCAUCAAGUUUUAUUGUCUACUUUGUAUGUAUAUAUGUUUUACAUAUUGGCUAGCAUCGCACUCAGAUUUGCGAAUGUGAACCCAUAUUGCAUGUAUGGGGAGUGACCGGCCCAAUUCUCGGACACGAGUCUUAUUAUAGACGCUACCGUAGUUCAGACACUGUCAGUCGUUUCACUAUUAAUCACGUAAAUUCGUCUGCACUUGUUUUAUUUUUUUUUUACGUGAAUGUAACCAUGUCGAGUGACGUUUGCCACUACGAUGUCCAGUAUAAUGAUAAGUUCGGGCGAUUUUUAGUCGCAAAUAAAGAUUUGGAAGGCGGUGAAUUAAUAUUCACGGAUACUCCUUUUGCAGUCGGACCUAAGCCAGAUACGCCGCCCCUGUGUCUUGGAUGUUAUUCUCCGGUGGAGAACAUAGCUUGUUCAAACUGUGGUUGGCCAAUAUGUAGCGAAGAAUGCGAAUCAUCGUCCCAACAUGCAGGGGAAUGUGCAGUGUUUUCGACUGCGAAGGUUCGCUUCCAACCAGUGGAAGAUUGGACGGCAAGUUCACCACAACUUGAUUGUAUUACUCCUCUAAGGGUAUUAUUGGCAAAAGAAAAUGACCCAGAGCGAUGGCAACGCGAGAUGGAAACAAUGGAAACUCAUACAGAGGAGAGGAAACUACGACCCACGUGGGAAGCAGAUCAAGUCAACAUUGCGGGAUUUUUGUUGGAUCAUUGCAAACUUGGCAGCCGAUUCGACAAAGAACUAGUACAAAGGGUCUGCGGAAUUUUAGAGGUGAACUCCAUAGAGGUUCCUUCGCGCGGAGGUUACAGCAUACGCGCCGUAUAUCCUCGGCUCUCUAUUGCCGCACACAGCUGUGUACCCAACAUUGUACACACUAUUAUACAAAAUGAUUAUCAGGUUCAAGUCAGAGCCGCAGUGCCAAUAAAGUCAGGCAAUAGCCUCACCCUUUGUUAUACCUACGCGCUCUUUCCUACCAUAGUCCGACGCGAACUCUUGCUAGAGUCGAAAUUCUUCAACUGCGACUGCGCUCGUUGCGCUGACCCCACUGAGCUGGGCACACAUUUGAGCACGUUGAAGUGUAAUAAAUGUGAUAAUGGCAUAAUAGUGUCUUCUAAUCCAUUGGAAAACGAGGCGCCAUGGAAAUGUUCAGAUAGGAGCUGCGGCUUUCAGACCUCUGCGGACGCGAUGCGCAAGAUAUUGAACGUGGUACAGGCUGAGGUGGAGCAGCUGGAUGCUCUGGAGCCAGGACCGCAAGCUAUAGAGCAACGAGAGGCUACUAUUAUGAAGUACAAAACGGUAUUCCACCCGAGGCAUUCAAUACUACUGUCGAUCAAGCACACGUUAGCCCAGCUGUAUGGACGCGUGGAUGGCUACAGUAUCGACGAGCUUCCCGACGUCAUGCUGGAGAGGAAGGCCGAGUUCUGCCGCCUGGUGCUAAAAACCUUGGACGUUAUAUCACCUGGAGAUACCAGAAUGCGUGGCAUGAUGCUGUACGAGCUCCAUGCACCGCUCAUGUUCUUAUCUCGAAAUGAGUUUGCAGCAGGAAUCAUCACUCAAGAACAAUUGAAGGAGAGAUUGCAAGAUCCGAUCAGGUGUUUGGCUGACGCAGCACGGAUAUUAAUGCGGGAAGACCCACAAAGCCCUGAAGGCAUUACUGGUCAGAUAGCUCAGCAGUCCAUGGAGCAAUUGAAAGCGAGUGUAGAAUCUUUAUAAUUAUCUGGGGCGACGUAGGAUAGAGUUACUGAUACGCAAUAUAUUGUUUGUGUUAAUUUUGCGUUAUUAGAUAUUAAUAUUUGAAAGGAUCAUCUCGGCAUUGAGACGGCAAAGAUUAAGCGAGAUAGCGACACGCGCACCACAAUGUGCAAUUAUGGAUUUCAUAAUCUCUGUUUAUGGAUUAUGAAAUCUUUUUCAUUUUUCCUAAUAUGUGUAUUGUACUUACCUCCCAGCCUGCCUCAUUAGACCAACUGUCUUUUUCUUUUGUGAAGAAUAUAUAAAACCUAAUAUAGUGUAAAAGUAAAUUAUUCUUAAAUUUUCGUAUUUUACAAUUUAUUUCUGUUGUUCUCUUUAGUGGUAUUUAGUUUAGUAUAUAUUUUUAUAUAACAGUCGCGUUAAAUAGGUACUAUCUUUUUGUAUUUGUUUUGUGUUGUCAAGUGAAUAUUAUUAUAUCGAUUAUUUUUAGUUAUAGAAAAGACAUGUCAUUAUAUAGAUCUCUAUAAUUUA
Messenger RNA from Manduca sexta (tobacco hornworm), 2270 nucleotides. It is a transcript of the gene SmydA-3, whose product is annotated as SET domain-containing protein SmydA-8. The coding region runs from base 282 to 1763 and encodes 493 amino acids. Gene Ontology annotation, molecular function: protein binding. Lineage: Eukaryota; Metazoa; Arthropoda; Insecta; Lepidoptera; Sphingidae. The transcript has 8 exons. The record is from RefSeq and is a predicted model, not a curated record.